Molecule: messenger RNA, 624 nt
Organism: Parascedosporium putredinis
Lineage: Eukaryota; Fungi; Ascomycota; Sordariomycetes; Microascales; Microascaceae
Source: the annotation of a GenBank genome assembly
AUGAAUGGGCUUUUCGACGACAAUAACCUGCCCUGGAGCCCGGCCUUUAAGCUUGAUGACCAUCUCUUUGGAGGGUUUGACGGCUCCCUUGAGAACACCGACUUCAACAUCUUCCAGGAUGCCGGCGACGACGUCUUCAACGACCUGGUGAACUUUGACCACAGCUCCCCUCUUAAGCGCACGGCGAGAAGGUCAAGGAUGGACCGUUCGCAAUCCACUAGCGCCAUCACCACGAUGACGAGCUUUGACCUCAGCUCGAGCAAGACCCUCGACGUUCCUACCCUCAAGGUCUGGGAGGAUGCCACGGCUGGGCCUCUCGACACACCCAGCCGCGCUUUCGAGGGUCUUAGCUCUCCCUCGAAGCAUCUGCUAGGGUCCCCCUCUCCCUUGAUGCAGUCUCCCAGCAAGUUGCCUGCAAACCUCGCCAUGGUUCCCGCGGAAGGAGACUGGAGUGCCUUGGCCUUUGACCCUGCCGACUUCAUCCUGGAAUCCCAGGAAUGCGCCGGUGUUGAUAUCCUUCAGGGCUUCGCCAAGAUUGGUUCUGGAUCUCAAAGCACGGCACCUCGAAACGCGAGGUCCGGCUCGAAGCCAGGGAUUUCAAGGUACUAUUCUUCGGCGUUUUAA